AUGUCGUCUGAGGAUUUCCACUUCGUUCAGGUACGCGGGACAAGUCCUCAAUGGCCCACUGAAGAAAUCAAUCAACCAUCCAUAAAUCGCGAUGUGGUGAUCGACACAGAUGAUGAGGUGAACAAUGUGCCGGCAGGGAACGGGUUGUUCAUAAAUGGAGGAGAAGAUCCCGCAGAUCUAGAUAUCUUCCGUUGUAUUGUGUGCGACACAUUGCCAUUUGUCGAGGUGCUUCACUGCCAACAAGGACAUCCCAUUUGUGCCGGCUGCUAUCAGAUUCGCGUGCUGGACAAGAUGCUGGGCGCCCAGUUGGGCACCUGUCCACUGUGCGGAGUGCGGAUCUAUCGUCAUCAGCCGUUUCGUCACCUGAUUGCUGAACGUAGACUGUAUGAUGCUGUUGUGGCCUGUGAGAGAUGCGAGAUGCAUUUGCCACGUGGUCGGCUGCGUCUUCAUGGAAUCAAGGAAUGCCCCAAGAGACUGAUCACAUGCAAAUACAAGCGCAUAGGCUGCAAGUGGAAAGGCGAAUUGGGUGUGCUAGAAGAAGCACAUAGGGAGAACUGCGAGUAUCGUCAUAAGACAGGCUUAGAAUUGUUGGAUGAACUGCGUCAGAUUCAAGAGAAGCGCGAUGCCAAGCGCUGUCAACUGGUUAAUAUUAUGAAGUUGUUGCAGCUGCCACAUAUCACUGCACGCCUGCUACACCAGCUGCCCCACUUGGAAACCUUUCCACGCAACCACUUUGUUACUGGCCCCAUCUUUAAGGCUUUCGGUCAAAGCUGGUCAGUUAAACUCAAGUGGCAGGCACCCAACAACUCCGAUGAACCAUAUGACCAGCAAUCCGACAAUUGCUCCUUGCUCUUCCAACUGUGCCUGGAGGAAUCCGACUGCCUGCAACUGCGAACUCCUCUUGGUCUUACAUACACUUUGAUCAGUGGCGUCUACUCGGAUGUACGAUUCCAGCCGAAUCUCUGCGAGAAGUACGAUUUCACUACGGAUAACAUGGAUGGUCCACCGACUCUUCUCUAUGAAAACUCUUGGCAGAAUCUCGCCAUUCUUCUAAAUAAGCGUGGUUUUUACGCCCGUCUACUGAUGGCUCGUCUCUAA
Messenger RNA from Drosophila innubila, 1098 nucleotides. Its product is annotated as cysteine and histidine-rich protein 1-like. The record is from RefSeq and is a predicted model, not a curated record. Gene Ontology annotation, molecular function: zinc ion binding. Lineage: Eukaryota; Metazoa; Arthropoda; Insecta; Diptera; Drosophilidae. The transcript has a single exon. The coding region runs from base 1 to 1098 and encodes 365 amino acids. Gene Ontology annotation, cellular component: nucleus.